Messenger RNA from Eremothecium sinecaudum, 1557 nucleotides. RefSeq names its product translation initiation factor eIF2 subunit gamma (gene GCD11). The coding region runs from base 1 to 1557 and encodes 518 amino acids. Lineage: Eukaryota; Fungi; Ascomycota; Saccharomycetes; Saccharomycetales; Saccharomycetaceae. Gene Ontology annotation, biological process: positive regulation of translational fidelity; formation of translation preinitiation complex. The record is from RefSeq and is a predicted model, not a curated record. Gene Ontology annotation, cellular component: eukaryotic translation initiation factor 2 complex; cytosol. The transcript has a single exon. Gene Ontology annotation, molecular function: translation initiation factor activity; tRNA binding; GTPase activity.
AUGGCAGAUUUGCAAAUAGAAGAGCCAGGCAUUGUAAUCGAUGGCAAUAUGGCAGAUGAACAACAAUAUAUGGAAAUCGAUCAAGAAGAAAUGAUGGACGACGUGAAGCCAAAGAAGACCGUGACGUUUACUGGCCUUGAAGAACUAGAAUCCGAAGAAGAUAGACGGGUUCGAGAGUUUGAAGAAGGAGGCGGUCUACCAGAACAGCCUUCUAACCCCGAUUUUUCUAAGUUGAACCCUUUGUCCCCAGAAAUUAUUAACAGACAGGCGACGAUUAAUAUCGGUACCAUAGGACAUGUUGCCCAUGGUAAGUCUACUGUUGUUAGAGCCAUUUCUGGUGUCCAAACUGUUCGUUUUAAGGACGAGUUGGAACGUAAUAUUACUAUUAAGUUGGGUUACGCUAAUGCUAAAAUCUAUAAGUGUGAGGAGCCUACAUGCCCUGAACCAGACUGCUAUAGGUCAUUCAAGUCUGACAAAGAGGUCUUUCCUAAAUGUGAGCGCCCAGGAUGUCCAGGGCGUUACAAGUUAGUGCGUCAUGUUUCAUUUGUUGACUGUCCAGGUCACGAUAUUUUAAUGAGUACUAUGUUGUCAGGUGCAGCAGUUAUGGAUGCAGCAUUAUUGCUUAUUGCAGGUAAUGAGUCUUGUCCUCAACCUCAGACCUCAGAGCAUUUAGCCGCAAUUGAAAUUAUGAAGUUAAAGCAUGUUAUCAUAUUGCAGAAUAAAGUCGAUUUGAUGAGAAAAGAAUCUGCAAUGGAGCACCAAAAGUCUAUAUUAAAGUUUAUUAGAGGUACAAUUGCUGAUGGUGCGCCAAUUGUUCCUAUCUCUGCCCAGUUGAAGUACAAUAUUGAUGCUGUCAACGAAUUUGUUGUUAAGACAAUCCCAGUUCCCCUAAGAGACUUUAUGGCAUCCCCACGCCUGAUUGUUAUCCGUUCUUUUGAUGUUAACAAGCCAGGUGCAGAGAUUGAUGAUCUGAAGGGUGGUGUUGCUGGUGGUUCUAUUUUGAACGGUGUCUUCAAGUUAGGAGACGAAAUAGAAAUUAGACCUGGUAUUGUUACAAAGGACGAGCAGGGUAAGAUCCAGUGCAAGCCUAUCUUCUCAAGUAUUGUAUCUCUGUUUGCAGAGCACAACGACUUAAAGUUUGCGGUACCUGGUGGUUUGAUAGGUGUUGGUACUAAGGUGGACCCAACAUUAUGUAGAGCAGAUCGUCUCGUUGGUCAAGUUGUUGGUGCCAAAGGUCACCUUCCAUCCAUCUACACGGAUAUUGAAAUAAACUACUUUUUGUUACGUCGUCUAUUAGGUGUCAAGACCGAUGGUCAAAAACAAGCAAAGGUGAGAAAGCUAGAGCCAAAUGAAGUGCUUAUGGUUAAUAUUGGGUCCACCGCUACCGGUGCUCGUGUUGUUGCGGUUAAAGCAGAUAUGGCAAGGUUACAACUAACCUCUCCAGCUUGUACUGAAAUUAAUGAAAAGAUUGCAUUGUCCAGACGUAUUGAGAAGCACUGGCGUUUGAUCGGUUGGGCUACUAUCAAGAAGGGUACCACUUUGGAACCAAUUGCUUAA